This is a messenger RNA of Chara braunii, 7248 nucleotides long. The record is from the annotation of a GenBank genome assembly. Lineage: Eukaryota; Viridiplantae; Streptophyta; Charophyceae; Charales; Characeae.
GAGAGAGAGAGAGAGAGAGAGAGAGAGAGAGAGAGAGAGAGAGAGAGAGAGAGAGAGAGAGAGAGAGAGAUGGCUUCGCAGCAGCCAUUAUCGCAGGAGGCGAGCCAAACUCCAGGUCCUUCGAAAGGUAGGUUGGACAUUCGCGGGUUCUACGAGGAGGAGGUAACGGUGCUAAACGGUGGGAGUCAAGCGGAUGCUUACACCUUUCUAGAAUUGAACACUCAGGGUUCGGACUUCGAUUUCCCGGAGUAUCCCGAGUUGACGCAGGUUUCCCGCCCUUCUCAACAAUGGGCGGGAAAUGGUGUAGAGAUCAACGUAUCGGGGGUUGUGGAAGACGAAGUGGAGAGGAGGAUUGGCGGCGGCGGCGGCGGCGGCGGCGGCAGCGGCAGCGGCGGGGAAGAAGGCGCGGCGGGCGCGGGGCCGGGGGAAGUCGGCGGAGUUAACGGCGGGAGUAGCGGGGGGCCAGGUGGUGGCGGCUCUUCUUCCUCGACUUCUGCUGAUGCCUCCGCCUCUUGCGCUCAUCCCGACACCCUAUCCGAAGGCGUGUCGGGAUCUCAGACCGAAGUUAUUAACGGAGUUAUAACUAGCGGCGUGAGCGAAUUGAGUUUUGAUGAGACCGGCGACGAAGAGGCCUUGGAUUAUUACGCUAAACAUCGGGACCUCCCCGAUCACGCCUGCAAGUACUGUGCGAUUCAUAAUCCCGCAAGUGUGGUCAGAUGCAACGUACCUUCCUGUCGCAAGUGGUUCUGCAACUCCAGGGGCAACACCUCAGCCUCACAUAUCAUCAACCACCUCGUUAGGGCGAAACACAAGGAAGUGAGCCUCCAUCGAGACACGCCUCUGGGAGAGACGAUCUUGGAGUGCUACAACUGCGGGUGCCGCAAUGUCUUCUUACUGGGGUUCGUUCCGGCGAAGUCUGAGUCCGUGGUCGUGCUGCUGUGUCGCGAUCCCUGCCUGAGCGUGAAUGGUCUGAAGGAUAUGAACUGGGAUCUGAGUCAGUGGUUGCCACUGAUCGAUGAUGGAAGUUUCCGGGAGUGGCUGGUGAAAGUUCCGUCGGAACAAGAGCAACUGCGAGCCCGACAGAUCAGCGCGCAGCAAAUCAACAAGAUGGAGGAGUUGUGGAAGACCAAUCCAGAAGCGACCCUUGAGGAGCUUGAAAAGCCGGGAGUGGACGAUGAACCCCAGCCCGUAGCGCUGCGGUACGAGGAUGCAUACGAGUACCAGAACGUGUUUGGCCCGCUGGUGAAAUUGGAGGCGGAUUAUGACAAGAUGAUCAAAGAAUCCCAGACGAAGGAUAACAUCACAAUCCGAUGGGACAUGGGGCUGAACAAGAAACGAAUCGGCUUCUUCGUUUUCCCGAAGGAGGAUAACGAACUGAGGUUAGUACCGGGCGAUGAGCUGCGUCUGCGCUAUGGCGGCGACAGCACGCAUCCACCCUGGCAGUGCGUAGGCCACGUGGCAAAGCUGACGCCAGCAGAGGAGGUGGCUCUCGAGCUCCCGAGCAGCCAACAGAAUGUCCCCGCUGACGUCAACCAUAACUUCAGCGUGGAUUUCGUCUGGAAGAGCACCGGAUUUGACAGAAUGCAAGCCGCGCUGAAGACCUUUGCGGUGGACGAGACGAGCGUGAGCGGAUACAUCUACCACAAGAUUCUGGGGCAUGAGGUGGAACCCCAGAUCGUGCGCAACACGCUUCCCCGCCGCUUCGGCGCGCCGGGAUUGCCCGAGCUGAACCACUCCCAGGUCUACGCCGUGAAAAGCGUUCUCCAGAAGCCUCUGAGCCUUAUCCAGGGCCCACCUGGGACGGGAAAAACGGUGACUUCCGCUGCCAUCGUGUAUCAGCUUGCGAAGCAGAACCAGGGGCAGGUGAUUGUAUGCGCGCCGAGCAAUGUCGCCGUGGACCAGCUUGCGGAGAAGAUAAGUGCCACCGGUCUGAAGGUGGUCAGGCUGUGUGCCAAGUCCCGCGAGGCUGUCAGUUCCCCUGUUGAGCAUUUGACUCUGCAUUACCAGGUUCGACACCUAGAUUCCCCAGAGAAGAGCGAGCUUCACAAGCUCCAGCAGCUGAAGGAUGAACAGGGGGAGCUCUCCAGUGCCGAUGAGAAGAAGUACAAGGCCUUGAAGCGGUCAACCGAAAGGGAGAUUGCUCAGAGUGCCGAUGUCAUCUGCUGUACCUGCGUGGGCGCCGGCGACCCUCGGCUCGCCAAUUUCCGCUUUCGACAGGUACUUAUCGACGAGUCCACCCAGGCUACUGAGGUUGAGUGCCUUAUCCCCCUCGUCCUGGGAGCCAAGCAGGUGGUUUUGGUUGGCGAUCACUGCCAACUUGGCCCCGUUAUCAUGUGCAAGAAGGCCGCGAAGGCCGGUCUUGCUCAGUCCCUGUUUGAGAGACUCGUUCUGCUCGGUGUCAAACCUAUCCGUUUGCAGGUGCAAUACCGCAUGCAUCCCGCCCUUUCUGAGUUCCCCUCCAGCACUUUCUAUGAAGGGAGCCUGCAGAAUGGCGUCACCACGCACGAGCGGGCGCAGACGGGUGUCGAUUUCCCCUGGCCUGUGCCCAACAGACCGAUGUUUUUCUAUGUGCAGAUGGGUCAGGAGGAGAUCAGCGGCAGCGGCACGUCAUACCUGAACCGGACCGAGGCGGCGAACGUGGAGAAAAUUGUGACCACCUUCUUGCGAAGCGGAGUAAAUCCUAAUCAGAUUGGAGUAAUUACCCCGUACGAGGGGCAAAGGGCAUACAUAGUAAACCACAUGGCCAGGAACGGAUCGCUGAGGCAGCAGCUGUACAAAGAGAUUGAGGUAGCGAGUGUGGAUUCCUUUCAAGGACGAGAAAAGGAUUUCAUCAUCCUCUCGUGUGUGCGGAGCAAUGAACACCAGGGGAUUGGUUUCUUAAACGACCCUCGCAGGCUCAACGUGGCACUCACUCGCGUGAGAUAUGGUCUUGUGUUGCUCGGCAAUCCCAAGGUGCUGAGUAAGCAGCCACUGUGGAAUGCUCUUUUGUCCCACUACAAGGCCCACGAGUGCCUGGUGGAGGGGCCGCUGAAUAACCUGAAGCAGAGCAUGGUCCAGUUCCAAAAGCCUAAGAAGGUGUACAAUGAUCGCCGGGUUUACCCGGCUUUGAUGUCAGUUGUGGCUGCUGCUAUGGGACCCGGGGGGACGGAUAUGAGCAUGAUGAACUUUGUGCCUGUCCCAACAGCGAACGCGGGGGCUGGCAAUGGCGUCCCUGGGAAGGCGGUCGUCUAUGGGAGUGGUGACCGCCGAAGUGGGCGAGGAAGGAGUGUCGGAGACGAAAGGCGCGGGGGGGGGGGGGGGCCGUUUGCUGCUGCGAUGUCAAAUGGGCAGAAAGGCGGAGGGAUUCAGAUCCCGUUGCACCCCCGUAUUCCACCCCCUCUUCCAGGUCCAAUAGGGCAACCUUAUGCAAUUCCUGUAAGGGGGGGCGCGCAUUGUGGCUUGCCUGGUCCAAUUGGCCCGCAACCGGGAGCCCGCGGUUUUGCUAUGGGACGCGGUGCAGGUAUUUCAGCAUCGCAGCAGCAGGCGCAGCAGCAGGAGCAGCUGGAGCAGCAGCAGCGGCGGCAGGAGCAGAAAGCAAAUUUCCGUCUCGUGGGGUUAGGUGGCGAUGGAGCGAGUCAAGGGUUUGGCGGCCCGAUGACUCAGCAAGAGGUAAUGACACAGAACCAUUCGGUGCCAGGGCUGAGCCAGCCUUUGAGAGAAGGGUUUUCGGUGGGAGGAACCUCGCAGGAGAUUUUCAUUGGGGACGACUUCAAAUCGCAGGGCUCGCACAUUGCCUACUCUGGGCCUGAUUUUGUGUCAAUGCCUUCUCAGCAGGCUUACGGAGGCGUCGACGUCAUGUCGCCGACCACGCAGAACAUGUUUGGCGCCGAGUACGCAACCCAGUGCUGUCAGGGUGUGUUCCCCCACCAUCAGCAACAGCUUGUCUCAGAUGUUAUUUCUCAGGAUUUUAUUGCCCAUGCCUCCCAAGGCCCUUUCACGCAGGGUGGCUUCGGUGACAGGGGCCAAGAUGAGCAGACCAGUCAACCUUUCUUUGGCUUGUCUGGUCAAACUGCCUCUCAGGGUGGUGACUUGUCAGCGAUGUAUAUCCAGCACUUUGGGCAGUUCACACAGCCUCAUCUCGCUCACAGUCAGCCACAAACUCAACAACGUCUGAUGUCAGCUGUGCUGCAAGGGCAGCAUCAGCAGCAACAGCGAUCGGUGCAGUUCACGUGAAGGGAGCCGAAGUUGGGCGAGAGCUGUGAGCAUUAUGAAUAAGGAGGUCAUUCCUCUGUUGUAAUGCUGAUAUCUUUUCCGGAGCAUUGAGGGCUCCGCUGCCAAUGGGGAACAGAGACAGAGACAGAGACAGCGACGCACUGCAUUUUUCAGUCGUAUCUGGCUGGACUGCAAGCCUGGUCCAUUGUCCCAGUUCCUGCUGGCUUGCUGUGGGACAUCCUUAGCCUGGGAACGGAGCGAAGGUCCCACGUCUGUUGUCUGCCUCAGUCUCUACCACAGGCAGAACAUGUGGUACCUCUGCUCUGGACUGCAAGCCUGGUCGCUUGUCCCAGUUCCUGCUGGCUUGUUGUGGGGGGACAUCCUUACACCUGGCAACUGAGUUGGGGUUCUACAUCUGUUGCUCGCCUCAGUCUCAACCACAGGCAGCACAAGUGGUGCCUCCCUCUGCAUGUCUCCAGACUGUACAAGUGUUGAGCUCUUUGUACAUGGUACUUGUCCCAGUUCCUGCUGGCUUGCCUCGGGACAUCCUUACACCUGGCAACUGAGGGGGGGUUUUACUUCUGCUGUUUGCCUCAGUCUCUACCACAGGCAGGACACAAGUGGCACCUCCCUCUGCAUUUCUCCAGAUUGUACAAGUGUUGACCUCUUUGUACAAUGCAUCCAUAAUAUAUGCAUGGAGCGCUCACAUGUGUCACCAUGGGCGGCCUAUGUCUGUUUGCCUCUGCCUACGGCGGCCAGCACAGGUGGUAUCUCUGCAUGUCGCCAGACUUUGAAAGUAUUGAUGUCCAGUGCAUCCAGAUGCAUGGAUCAUUACCGUCUUCCCCCGAACAUAAGGCACGCUGAAAAUGAACGUAUACAAGCCGUCUUUCCGGUCCAAUGCAGUCAAAAUGAGGGUGCGUUGUGUUCGGGUGAAGACGGUAGCAAGACGUACCCGCAGCUGAAGACCUCUGGUAAUUGAACACAUCUGCAGUGGCUUUUGCAGCUUGUGUUGCCGUGGGAGAAGGGGACAAUGGUUUGCACAUGCACAGGAACGGGCGGGUCGUGACAAGUCGCUGGCGGCAGGGAGACAACAGAAUGUACGUUGGCUAUGGGAAUAGGUGUGUGACAACUCAGCGGCUGCAGGCACACAGUAAGAUAUACAUUGGCAAUGAGAAUUGGCGCAUCUUGCUGUGAUGCUGCAAGCUGAGUUUUGGAUGUUGGGCUCUCCUUCUGAGAGGCGGACGGUUUGUCUGGGAUCUUGGCGGGUAGAAGGCAACCCCUGGAGAACUCCCCUCCCUCCAGAGAAGGGCAUCAAGCAUGUGUCUGUGCCAAAAGGGGAAAGAAUGGAGGGGGGAAAGGGGGGAUGAGGGAGGGGGGGGUGAUGGUGAUUCACGGUGCCCUGUUUGAUCAGUGAACAGGAGUGGCCAAUGAAAGGAGGGCAUUGGCCUGCAGCUGCACCUUGCUUUGGUUGGAGAGGGUUUCGACAGUAUGGAUGAAUGGCAUUCAGUUCCUGCUCACUUUGGUCAGAGGGGGUCUCGUCAGUGAGACUUACUUGCCAACCCCUCUAUUCCGGAUCGGCAAUGGGGGCAAUGUAGCAGCCUGCUGCUUUGCACGGAUUUGGUGCCCGAAUUGUAUGAGCUUGAUCUGCUUUUUAGGGCGAUCUAAAGGGACAGGUGCGGAGGAAGGAGAUGCAGUGGCAGUUGCAGUGCGUGUGAGCUGCUGCAGUUUGCAGUUUUCUAUGUGCUGCUCUUGCUGCAUUCCCUAUUCAUCCAUAUUGAGGAGGAAGUUCAUGGUUGUACCGGCCCUUGAUGAGAGGUCAGUGGCUAAUAUCAUGAAUGCCUGGCCUUGCUGGGUAAGGGGUGAUCGUUGUGUUGUUCUGUCGACAUUACUUGCUAGAUUCGUUCGUGUGCUUAGUCCCACAGGGGCCAGAUGUACAAAGCAUGAGGAAGCUGUGUGAUCGGGCGCUGUGUCUGGAGGUGAUGCCGAACUCUCACAAGGGGGGCGCUCACAGCUUGUGUCUGGUGUGGCUGACGUGUCAACAGUGUGCUUUUCACAUACCCCAGGCCGAUUCUUUUGGACGGAGACCGACUCCUCUGCUCCUACGUGGCCAGAUGUAGUAACACAGGAUGAGGAAGCUGUGUGGUCGGGCGCUGUGAAACUCUCCAAGGGGGUAUGCGAUGCCAAACUCUCCAAAGGGGGUGCUCGCCGCUUGGUGUGUGGUCUGGCUGACGUGUCAAGAGUGUGCGUUUCACAUGCCCUGGGCUGAUUCUUUUGGAUGGAGAGUGAAUCCUGUGCUCCGACGUGGCCAAAUGUACGCAGGAUGCGGAAGCUGUGUGGUCGGGCAGUGUGUGUGGAGGCGAUGCCAAAUUUUCCAAGGGGGGUGCUCACGGCUUGGUGUGUGGUCUGGCUGACGUGUCAAGAGUGUGCUUUUCACAUGCCCUGGGCUGAUUCUUUUGGACGGAGAGUGACUCCUGUGCUCCUACGUGGCCAAAUGUACACAGGAUGAGGAAGCUCUGUGGUCGGGCGCUGUGUUUGGAGGCGAUGCCAAACUCUCAAAGGGGGGUGCUCGCUGCUUAGUGGGUCUCGCUGAUGCGUCAAGGAUGUGUUCUUCACAUGCCCUCUGCUCAUUCUUUCUGAAGGAGAGUGACUCUUGUGCUCCUACUUGUUACAUAUCUCCAAUGCAAGUGCCACACAAUGGGCCUCACUCCAGUACUCAACGUUCUACAUGCAUUUGGACGCUUUCUGGACCAGCUGCAUUCGGGUGCGUGCCACAUUUUGAAUGUAUUGGAUGGUCGUACGCAUCGAAGAGAUGGGGGCUCGGGAGGAUGACCAGUUUGCAAGACUGUUGCUGAGACAGUGGAGAGCAGAGUGCAAUAUCUGCAAAGCGCAGCGGUAGAGCGUAAUGGUCAAAGCCUGCCUGACUGUGAGACCUACAAGUCGAACAGAGACGAAAGCCGAACACUGUAUGGGUCAGAUGUCCCUUUCCUUCAAGAAAUAAAGGGCAAUCGGCAGUCAAUCCCCUCCCAUUGGGCUGGGCAAUCAAUGCUGUCGGGCCUG